AUGAGCGUUAAUUUUGAAUACUCUAAUUUGUCAUUCACGCCCAUUACAACUGUCCCCCCAGCAAGGAUACCAUUAAGUGACGGUCAAGAAAUUUUAUUUGAAGAUUGGAUGCUUGAUUUAACUGUCGAAGAUUUUGUAAAAGCUGGUUUAAUCCCGAUAGAUAAAGCAAUAUCCCUCUUGAAGCAAUGGGAGGCCGAAGAUAGAAUGGCUGCUUCU
Racocetra persica is the source of this 216-nucleotide messenger RNA. Lineage: Eukaryota; Fungi; Glomeromycota; Glomeromycetes; Diversisporales; Gigasporaceae. The record is from the annotation of a GenBank genome assembly.